Molecule: messenger RNA, 1065 nt
Organism: Fragaria vesca subsp. vesca
Lineage: Eukaryota; Viridiplantae; Streptophyta; Magnoliopsida; Rosales; Rosaceae
Product: abscisic acid receptor PYL2-like
Exons: 1
Coding region: 167-751 (194 amino acids)
Biological process (GO): abscisic acid-activated signaling pathway
Cellular component (GO): nucleus; cytoplasm
Molecular function (GO): signaling receptor activity; protein phosphatase inhibitor activity; abscisic acid binding
Source: RefSeq, a predicted model, not a curated record
AAGCAAAUAGAUUAAUCAUAAACAUAUAAUUAAGGCAAUCUUAGCUUGCGUGUGUGCAUAUAUAUCAUCAAUGUCACAAGUUGUUCUUGUUCACUGAAGCAGCAAAGCCAGCACCAGCCUAGCUCGUUCUUCUUCUUCUUCCUUUGGUUAUUCCUUGCUCUUGUUCAUGUUUCCGAUGGAGUCGAGCCAGAGGGAACCUCCUCCACAGGGGCUAACCUCCGAGGAGCUUUCCGAUCUUGAGCCCCUCAUUUGCACCUACCACAAAUUCGAACCCUCCCCCAACACAUGCACGUCCCUUAUCACGCAACGAAUCGAAGCUCCGACGGGGCUCGUCUGGCCCUUAGUUCGGAGCUUCGACAACCCUCAAAGGUACAAGCACUUCAUCAAGAGCUGCAACAUGAGCGGCGACGGUGGCGUCGGCAGCAUAAGGGAGGUAACCGUCGUCUCGGGCCUCCCGGCGUCCACGAGCACCGAGAGGCUAGAGAUUCUGGAUGACGAGAAGCACGUUCUGAGCUUUAGGGUUGUCGGAGGCGAGCACAGGCUCAACAACUACAAGUCGGUUACUUCGGUGAACGAGUUCGAGAAAGACGGCAAGGUUUACUCGGUGGUUUUGGAGUCGUAUUUGGUUGAUAUCCCGGAAGGGAAUACCGGAGAGGAUACCAAGAUGUUUGUGGACACUGUGAUCAAGUUGAACCUGCAGAAGCUUGCUGUGGUGGCCAUGGCUAAUCUGCAUGGGGGUGGACAUGAAUAGUUUGAUCGAUGCCAUGGUGGUCAACUGUUAGUGGUUAGCAUUGUUCUUUGCAAAUUGGAUAUCUGUGCGCUUCUUUCUUCUUCAAUCUUUUUUAAUGUCAUCACUUAUUGGUACAGUUGGGUAUUGAUUAUGUACAUUGUGUACCCCAGAAUCCCAGAUUAUUGUUCAAGUUAUAUUGUCAUUGAGCAAUAGUUUUAGGUCCCUAGUUUUAUAUGUUGCAGCAACUUGUCAUCCAAUUUUCUUUUCAAUAAAAGUGACAAGCUAGAGAAAAGGCUUCCCUUUGGUCUCAUAUAUAUAUGAAAUAUGCUUUGCUC